AUGCCACGAAGAGAGUGCUGUGUUUUCGGUUGUCAUCAGUUUGGGUUUAUUUCCUCUAAUCAAGAUGAAUCCAUUGAAAUUCAAUCAGUACCAGAAGUUCUGUCUGAAUCAAUGGAUAUUGAUAUGGUGCCACAAAUUCUCCCUGGAUGUUCUUCCCAGGUUCCUAAUCCCGAAUUAGUGACCAAAACUGGACCUACUUACGCAGAUCAAUGUAACUGUCCAGAACCCCAGUUUGAGGAAUGGUUUAAAAAUUAUGGCUGUGAGAAAACAUAUGAACAAAUUAAGAAAGAUCUGAAGCCAUUCAAUGGCCUCAACAUGAGAGAGGAGUUACAAAAGAUUAUAAACAAAUAUCAUCAACCAGAAAGUACUAGUUUUUGUCACUAUGCAAUAAAACAAAAUGAACUUUACCGAAAUUGCUAUGGAAAGCAUGUCGGAUUUAAUAUGUUUUCUGAUAACAUCUUAUUAUCUUUGAUGAGAAAAGUCAAAUUGCCUGACAUGGACCUGGUAAUAAACCUAGGUGAUUGGCCUCUAGUCCACAAGAAAGAUAAGCCUUUGCCAGUUUUUUCAUGGUGUGGGAGUGAUGAUACUUAUGACAUAGUAAUGCCAACAUAUGAUUUAACUGAAUCUGCAUUAGAAAACAUGGGAAGAGUGACUUUGGAUACCUUGUCUGUUCAAAGUGGCGCAGAAAUUGCAUGGGAUGAGCGAGAGCCGCGAGCAGUUUGGCGUGGUCGUGACUCACGCGCCGAGCGUUUGAAACUUAUUGACAUUGCUCGAGCCAACCCAGACCUUUUUAAUGCUUCACUUACAAAUUUCUUCUUUUUUAGAGAUAAAGAGUCUCAAUAUGGACCGAAACAACCUCAUAUUUCAUUCUUUAAAUUUUUCGAUUUUAAAUAUCAAAUUAAUGUUGAUGGCACUGUAGCUGCAUAUCGUAUGCCAUACCUAUUAGCAGGCGGAGGUUUGGUUCUAAAGCAACAAUCUCCUUAUUAUGAACAUUUCUACCCGCAACUUGUACCUUGGGAACAUUUUGUACCAGUAAAAAGAGAUUUGUCCGAUUUAGUUGACCGCGUGAAAUGGGCGCGCGAUAAUGAUGACAAGGCAAAACAAAUUGCUGGGAAUGCAAGGAAUUUUGCAAAUAAUAAUUUAUUGCCGCAAAAUGUAAUUUGCUACCAUGCGGCUUUAUUUUGGGAAUGGAGUAAAAUUAUAAACAAUGAAGUGAACAUUGAAGCAAAUAUGACUCACGUGCCCCAGCCUACUGCUACUAAUUGUGAUUGUAAACCCAAGAAACCAAAUACUCAUGAAGAUCUCUAA
Spodoptera exigua (beet armyworm) is the source of this 1308-nucleotide messenger RNA. NCBI's taxonomy places the organism in Eukaryota, Metazoa, Arthropoda, Insecta, Lepidoptera, Noctuidae. The record is from the annotation of a GenBank genome assembly.